Messenger RNA from Exaiptasia diaphana, 1968 nucleotides. RefSeq lists its product as uncharacterized. The transcript is spliced from 4 exons. Bases 1 to 1968 code for a protein of 655 amino acids. The record is from RefSeq and is a predicted model, not a curated record. NCBI's taxonomy places the organism in Eukaryota, Metazoa, Cnidaria, Anthozoa, Actiniaria, Aiptasiidae.
AUGUGUGGAAUCUUCGCGCAGGGAUUUUCCAUGGGAGUUAUAAUCGAUGUUUUACAAAAUGAAGCCAAGAUUAACCAGGAAAAGUGCUCUCAGAUUGGAAUAGCUGAAAGCAAUGUUACUCUUAUGUAUGGACUUGAAAAUGCUAAAGUUGAGCGAUUGAUGAUCGGUCAUGUCCGAACACUGAGCGAAUGUGUUCAACUCGCCUGCCGAAGAGAAAAUGUUUCUUUAGCAUAUACAUCAAGAUUCGAUUGUUACGGAGUUCGUUGUAAUGACGAUAAAGAAGCAUGCUGGCUUUUACCGAGUUUUAAACAUCCGACACUCGUAUUUGCAAGAAUUCACCGUGGAGCGGCGGUUGGAAAUGAUGCUAGCAAAAAAGCAGAACAUUCAAGUCCACUCUCUCAUGAAUUAAAAGCAGAGAGAAAAAUAUCGCCGAAUGCUCAUACGGGUGAGACAGGGGAUGAAAGUAAAGACUUUAAAGUAAAAACUCGCGAAAGGCGUUCCAAUGAAAAGUCUUUGAUAGACUUUUUGAGUCAACGUAGUGUAAAACCAGAUAGAACUACUCCAGAACCURCAAUAUUAUCACGGGGUAAGCGUUUUAAUGAACUUGAAUAUGAAUGGAAACGCCGGCGGAAAUCUGGAUUUCUACUUAAAAGAGACAAUAAAGAUGUUAAUGUCAUCUCAAGAACUCGACAGUUUAAGAAUUCUGAUAAUAAAAUCUUAGAAAGAUUCAAGAGAGAUGUCGAUGAGGAUGACGGCUUUGAUGACCCUGGACCAGAUAUUCCAGGUGCAGAUGUAAAAACAAAUGGGCAUUAUAGAGCGCUGCAACGCUUCAAACGUGAAUUUGACGAAAAUGUCGAUGGUGAUGAGCCCAAAGACAACCAAGSAAAAGAGCCAGAAGUUCGGCGAUUCAAGCGCAAACUUGAGGAUGAGGAUGAGGAUUCCUCACCCGAUGGGUUGUUAAGCACAAUUCUGCAAACCCGCCAUUCUAGUCCAAGCGACGAAAGCGCGCAAGAGCGCAGUGAAAAAGAACAGGAUAAUUCGCUGCGGCGAUUUAAGAGAAAAGCGUUAGAGCUUGAUAGGAUGAAAGAAAUCGGAGAAGGCAGACAGUCAAAUCAAGAAGAAAGUGUUGAAAAAAUGAAGACGAGUUUUGUUCCUCAAUCAACUUCACAAUCCACCACUGUAUCUUCAACUGUUAUAAUUUCACAACAACCGUCGGGUCAGAGUUCAACAACAACAACUUCAUCUACAACCUCAACUUCAACUAUGGGAAAGUCUCAGAAGACUUUAGACAAAGAAAGUCAUUCCAAUGCAAUAUCCCCAAAGUCUAUUUUGCGCAAUGAUAAAGACAGUGUUGAAACGAAGGAAAAGGGAUUAUUAGAGAAAACAAAACCAGCUUACUCUCCUCAAGACAAUGAAUCAUCGACUUCAAGUGUGACUGUAGACAUUCCAGUACGACUGCCUCUCCCACGUCUUCCUCAACCACAAACGUCMACUUCAUCAUCUCCCUCAUCAUCGACUUCAACUGUGUCUGUAGAAAUCCCUGUACGACUGCCUCCCCCAUCGCAGUCUCAACCACAAAUAACAACGUCUACAUCAACUUCUCCAUCGAAAAGGAAAGCAAAGUCCGAUUUAACUUCUUGGCCUAAAGAAAAGUUUAGCUCGAUUCCUCAAUCGUCUUCGCAGUCCACAACAAUGUCUUCAACUAUAUUAAUUUCACAACAACCGUCCGGUCAGACAUCAACAUCUACAUCUACAUCCACAACCUCAAGUUCGACUUCAACAAUGGGCAAAUCUCAACAGUCCAAAGUCAAUUCAAAUAUCAAGAAAUCAUCUGCUCUUCCACAAGAGGCAACAUCAACGUCCACCUCUACAGCUACUGCAGUAAUUAGACCGCCGCCGCCGCCACCACCUCCUCCCCCACCAUCUUCAUCAUCGAGCUCCUCCUCUACUUCAACUCUAUUGCAAUAA